GCAGAUCACAGCUUCUUGACUUGUUGUCGUGUCCAGUGUCACCUGGAGGAUUCACCCCAGACAUGCAGCUCUGUUUCUGGGCUGGAGCUCGGUGUCUCCUGCCCGUCCUGGUUCUUCUGCCCGUCCUUCAUGUCCGAGCGGCGGAGCAGCAUCCACCCAAAGAGAGACACUACUACAUCGCUGCUGUGGAGAUACACUGGAAAUACUCUGACAAUGACACACACAGCUAUAAGAAAGUGGUGUUUCGAGAGUAUGAGAAAGGUUUCACGAAGGCGAAGACUCAUCCCUCCUGGUUAGGUCUGCUCGGACCCACCCUGAGGGCGGUGGAGGGCGAGACCCUCGUGGUCACUUUCAGGAACAUGGCGACCACGUCACACAGCAUCCACCCACACGGGGUCGCUUACGGGAAGCAGUCAGAGGGAGCCCACUACUUUGACAACACGUCACAGAAAGAGAAAGAGGACGACGUCGUGCAGCCCAACUGCGAACACGUCUACUACUGGGAGGUGACGUCAGACGUUUCACCGCAGCCACACGACCCCGUCUGUCUCACCUACAGCUACAUCUCCCACCAGAACGUCGUGGAGGACUUCAACUCCGGCCUCAUCGGCGCGCUGCUCGUCUGCAAGCCUAAAAGCCUGAAUGAGUCGGGGCAUCAGAUCAACUUCCACCAGGAGUAUGUGCUCCUCUUUGGGGUUUUUGAUGAGAAGGAGAGCAGGUACAAAUCAAUCGGCCACGCCGCAGACAACCACGUCAAAUACACCAUCAACGGAUACACCAAGGGAUCCCUGCCAGAUGUGAGUGUGUGCGCUCAUGCCUCCGUGAGUCUGCACCUCUUGGGCAUGAGCUCGGAGCCGGAGGUUUUCUCGGUGCACAUGAACGGGCAGGUGCUGCAGCAGGCCGGCCACAGAGUGUCGUCAGUGGGUCUGAUCAGCGGCUCCACCGCCACUGCCAGCAUGGUGGCCAUCCACACAGGCCGCUGGCUGCUGUCGUCACACAUCAGCAGACACAUUGAAGCUGGCAUGCACGGUUUUGUGGAUGUGAAGACGUGCGACGGCUUCGAAACUCCACGCCGACGGUUGACUAUCGCACAAAAAAGAGGAAGCAGCGAGUGGAUAUACUUCAUAGCCGCUGAGGAAAUUGUCUGGGACUAUGCACCUAACAUGCACCAACAUAUUGAUGAGGACUUCAGGCUGCAGUACUUGAAACAGUCAUCGACACGCAUUGGUCGGAAGUACAAGAAGGCCGUGUACACGAUGUACAAGAACGAUUCAUUCACAGAGAGGACGGAGACCAAGCAAAGGAAAAAUGAGCUUGGGAUCCUGGGCCCAGUGAUCAGAGCCCAAAUCAGAGACGUUAUCAAGAUUGUUUUUAAGAACAUGGCGUCCAGGCCUUACAGCAUCUAUCCACACGGUCUGACAAUCCUGAAGUCAGAGGAGGGAGUCAACUACCCAGAAGGAGGCAACCAUUCUCACGGGGUUCAGCCUGGCGAGACGCACACCUACGUCUGGAGAGUGGUGGAGGAGGAUGAGCCUUUGGACGGAGACUCUCGAUGUCUGACUCGGAUGUACCACAGCGCAGUGGACGCACCACGUGACAUCGCAUCAGGACUGAUCGGACCGAUCCUGAUCUGCAAGAGUCAGUCGCUCAAUCUCAGGAACGUGCAGUUGAAAGCAGACAAGGAGCAACACGCCGUCCUCGCUGUGUUUGAUGAGAACAAGAGCUGGUACCUGGAUCACAACAUCGCUAACAACUGCGAUCGAACCCAAGUCAACAAGGCCGACCCCGACUUCUACAAAUCCAAUGUCAUGCACACGAUUAACGGUUACACGUUUGAGAGCGGCCCGCUCUUGGGCUUCUGCAAUGGCGAGAUAGCAACGUGGCACGUGUCGAGCGUCGGAGCACAGGACUACAUCCAGACGGCUACGUUCUAUGGUCACAUGUUCAAGUUGAACGAGCGGCCGGAGGACGUCCUCAGCCUCUACCCCAUGACCGGAGAAACCAUCACCAUGAGCAUGGACAACCUCGGUGUCUGGCUCAUGGCUUCUCUGAAUUCUCAUGAGACGACCAAAGGGAUGCGGGUGAAGUUCCAGGAUGUUGAGUGCUAUCGCGAGUACGAGUACGAUUACCCUGAGCAAAAGGGCCCUUUCACCGAGUGGAACCCUCAGACCAUGGAAGACAUCAAGAAGGAAGAGGAGAAGCCGGCACAUAAGAAUGUGGUGGUGGACAUUGACACAGACAGGUUUGCAGAAGAGCUGGGUAUCAGGUCCAGCAAAAACCCAACGUCCGACAUGGAGCAGCUGGACCUCUCUCUCCUCGACAACGACACCAUUGAUGUGCCCGACGGACCAAAACCAAACACAAUGAACAAGACGUUAUUAUCAAAUCGUGAAGAGGCCGAUGGAGUGAAAGUCACAGUGCUUGAUUUUCUGAGUGAGAAUACGACACGUAUACAGAACACAAGUGUAGCGUCAAUACUUAACACUUCUUCCACAUUGAAAACAGAGAACACGACCGUCUCAUAUAACAAAUCACCGAAGGACGAGAGUAUAACUACAAAUAGCAACGUUUCUCAAAAUGCUUCUAAUCCUGAUAAUGAUGCUGUGUCUGACACGAAGAACAAAACUUUCCACAACGCUACGGAAUUAUCAGCUGCUGGAAAUGUUUCUGCAGAGAUUACAAACCUGAGAGUAACCAAACCAGAAACUGCUAAUCUUACAGUAACAGAACAAGAAACUACGAACAUUACAGCAACAGAACAAGAAACUACAAACAUUACAGCAACAGAACAAGAAACUACAAUCAUUACAGCAACAGAACAAGAAACUACAAACAUUACAGCAGCAGAACAAGAAACUACUAAUCUUACAAUAACAGUGCAAAAAUCUGCAAAUCUGACACCGACUGGAAAUGUAAGUUCCCUCUUGGAGACUGAAAGACAUAAGGUAACCCUGACUGGUGAUAACCGGACGUCUGCCGAGGACUCUGAGGAAAGACUCACCAGAGGAGACGUGUUCUCUUACUCUGAUGCUCAGUCCAACACCAACAGUUCCCUCAGUCUGCCAGAGACACAGAGGAAAGAUGAGAAUAACACAGCAACUGACAUGUCAGCAGAUGCAACAUUGUCCUCUCUGGACGCUGGAGAGUUUAACGUCAGCAGCACAGACAGACACAACCUGACAAUCCUUGUGUCAGAGGUGGAGAACGACAGAAGCAGUGGUAUCGACUCUCUGAGCACUGGAGCAGAGCUGGAGAACAAACCACAUCCAAAUCUAUCCAGAUCAAACUCUUCAGGGUUGAGGAACGAGACAUCGUCUGCAGAAAGAAACGAGACGGUGGAUGGGGAUUCGUCCAGAUCCAGUGGUGGAGUCAGAACGGGAAGUUCCGAGGAUCUUAGUGCCACCGUGAGCAGGGAAGAAAUUCUGAUCUACCUCGGAGAAAACGACAUGGAGGUGAUUAAAUCCACCUCUGUUAAAACACAGGGCCACAACUGGACUUACGAGGGAACUCACCAAACGGAGCCCAGGAAGAUUCCCGACCACAUGGUGAAAUAUUUCCCGAGAAUAACCCCUCGAUCAACGCCAGCCCCAAAGAGGAAGAUGAAGACGGUGCACCUCCGACAGAGGCCUCAGAAGGGUGAGGGCAUGAAAACCAAGAGGAAGAAGGUGUACAAGCCUAUGGCCAGGAGCAGUUUGCCGUUCUCUCCUCGUGGAUUCAAUCCAGCUAUGACGCCACGCGGCACCCGACCCAACAUACCGGUCCCCUUCUCUGAUGAGGAGGAGCUCAUUAACAUGCCCGUGGUGAUCGGCAUGCCGCGGCAUGACUUCAGUGACUACGAGCUGUAUGUUCCUGGAGAUGAACCAGAUCAUCUCGGGAUGGAUGAGCAGGACGUGAAAGCAGAUGAGUAUGAAUAUGUGGUCUACAAAGACCCCUACAGCAGCCACGAGGACAUCAAGAAUAUGUACCUGGACGAGACCUCCAAAUACAUCUUGAAGUACUCAGGCCCCAACGUCAGGACGUACUUCAUCUCUGCAGAGGAGGUGAAGUGGGACUACAGCGGCUACGGGCAGAGGAGACAAGACAAAGUGCAACUUAACACCCGGAAAACGACGUUCGCCAAGGUGGUUUUCAGAAGUUACACGGACAGUAGCUUCAGCACCCCCGACGUCCGUGGAGAGAUGGACGAGCAUCUGGGAAUCCUGGGACCGGUCAUCAAGGCCGAGGUUGGACAAAGCAUCAUGGUGGUGUUCAGGAACAACGGCAACCGGCCGUACUCCAUUCAUCCAAACGGGGUUACCUACACCAAGCAGAACGAGGGUCUGUCCUACGAGGACGGCUCCAAGUACUGGUACAAGUACGACAACGAGGUUCAACCCAAUACCACCUUCACGUAUCUAUGGAAGCUCCCUAACGAGGUCGGGCCAAAGCCAAGUGACUCUGACUGUCUGACCUGGGCCUAUUACUCAGGUGUCAACCCUGAGCGGGACCUCCACUCGGGCCUGAUCGGGCCUCUGCUGGUGUGUCGGGAGGGAACCCUGAGCGGGAACCUGCCGGACAUCAGGGAGUUCGUGCUGCUGUUCAUGACCUUCGACGAGUCUCAGAGCUGGCUCUACGAGAAGAACCACGAGAUGAUGCAGAGGAAAAGUCGCAGGAGAAACUUUGACCCUCACUUCAAGGACAAGCUCAAGUUCCAAUCCAUCAACGGGAUCAUUUACAACCUGAAGGGUCUGAGGAUGAACACCCACCAGCUCGUGCACUGGCACCUCUUCAACAUGGGUUCUCCCAAAGACUUUCAAAGUGUCCACUUCCACGGCCAGACCUUCCUGCACAGGGGGACCGGCAGCCACAGACAGGCUGUCUACCCUCUGCUGCCCGGGAGUUUUGCGACUCUGGAGAUGCUUCCUGCCAAACCUGGUCUGUGGCAGCUGGAGACAGAAGUUGGCACUAACCAGCAGCAGGGAAUGCAGACUCUCUUCCUGAUCCUAGAAAACGACUGUAACCGUCCGCUGGGUCUGGAGUCAGGCAGCGUGAAAGAUGCUCAGAUCACAGCAAUCAACACCAGAGGAUACUGGGAGCCGUAUCACGCCAGACUGAACAAUCAAGGUAGAUACAACGCGUGGAGCACAGAGCGGAACAACAGCUGGAUUCAGGUGGACUUCCAGAGGCCAGUCGUGAUCAGUCAGGUGGCCACUCAGGGAGCCAAGCAGAUGUUUAACUACCACUUUGUGGUCAAGUACUUCAUCUCCUACAGCACCGACCGCAGGAAGUGGAUCUUCUAUAAGGGCGACAGCGGGGGCCUCAGGAAGGUCUUCAUUGGGAACCAGGAAGCGUACGUGACAAAGAGCAACACCUUCUCUCCACCUCUGAUUGGACGGUUCAUCAGACUCCACCCCAUGAACUGGUACAACAAGGCCACAGUUCGCAUGGAGUUCUACGGCUGCGAGCUCGACGGAUGCUCGGUGCCCCUGGGGAUCGAGAGCGGACUCAUUGGGGAUCGUCUCCUCACUGCCAGCUCCACGGCCUCCAGCUGGUACUCUGGACCCUGGAAACCGUCCCUCGCUCGCCUCAACAAGCAGGGAACCACCAACGCCUGGCAGGCCAAGUACCAUGACAUGAGCCAGUGGCUGCAGGUGGAACUGCCGCAGGUGAAGAAGAUCACAGGUAUAAUAACGCAGGGAGCCAAGUCUAUGAGGACAGAGAUGUACGUCAUGUCCUACACUCUCCAGUACAGCGACAACGGGAUCAACUGGAUCCAGUACACAGACGACGAGGAGCUCCAGUACAAGACCUUCUCAGGAAACAAUAACAACAACGACCACGUGAAGAACUACAUCUACCCCCCCAUCUUCUCACGCUUCAUCCGAAUCGUCCCCCGCAGCUGGACGAGCUCCAUCACCAUGAGGGUGGAGCUGCUGGGCUGCGAGUUUGAGUGAUGCAACACACACUGAACUUGCCUAAGAUCAAGUCUAUGUAACAAUAAUAACUUUAUUUGUAUUUAUCUAAACAAGGUUGCAAAGCGCUUCUCAAGGUGCAUAAAACAAAUGAUAAAACUAAAAGGUAUUCAAUUAACAUGUAUGGGUCAAGUCAUUACAUAUUAGGGUUGAGACCUUCAGAUGAGUUUUAGAAAAGCAAACCAUCAGUAAACUUUAGGCCUCGGAGAUUCUUUGAUUGAGUCCUUUGAUCUCACUAACGUCAUCUGCAUCACAUUUAAGCAUCAAACAGGCUCCUCAGAAAUAUUUAACAUGUUAUUAGAUUUCCUUUAAAUCUAAUGAAGCUGCACCAAAUUACACACACAUAGAAAUUAAGUCCCCUAAAUAUGUGGCAUUUGUUUCAUCAGGAUCUUUGUAGAGGAUAAAACAUAUACAGAUAUACGAAAUCAAAGCUUUUAUAAUGUAAACACAAACAUGCAUUCGUUAAACUCAUCAUAGUUUGUCGAACUUAACUGAAACAUAAAUCUCCUAAAUAUCAGUUUCUCUCUGGUCGGGUUCAGAGGUUUUAACCUAAUAGGAUGUAAAAGUGUUGAAUUAUUAUAUUAUAUCUUCAUGUGUUUUUAAUGCUGUUAUUUGUGUCAUUGGUUUGUGCUUCAUACUUUUCCUUGUGCAAAGAAACAUUUAAAUAAAUUCUAUAUAAAGAUAUACUUCAGUGUAUCUAAUGCAGACACUCUGGUUCUAUGUGAUACAAUUCUUCACUCUUUUGUUAAUAUUUCUGUGAUUUUUUAAAACUCGUUGCAUUUCUAACUCUGACACGUCCAACUUUGUACUUCAUGAAACGAAUAGAGAUGAAUGUAAAUAUGUAAGUAGAGGCCUUGUAAUUUAUUUUGCAAUAAAUAAGAUGCCAUAUGA
This is a messenger RNA of Hippoglossus stenolepis (Pacific halibut), 6842 nucleotides long. RefSeq names its product coagulation factor V (gene f5). NCBI's taxonomy places the organism in Eukaryota, Metazoa, Chordata, Actinopteri, Pleuronectiformes, Pleuronectidae. The transcript is spliced from 25 exons. The record is from RefSeq and is a predicted model, not a curated record. Bases 63 to 5933 code for a protein of 1956 amino acids. Gene Ontology annotation, molecular function: oxidoreductase activity; copper ion binding.